GCCCGCCCUCCGUCUCCGCCCAUCACCCGGGCAUCGGGUCUGCCCCUUUUGGCCGUGCCAGUCUCUGGAAUGGUGAAACUGGGAGUCGCCUCGGGACCCGAGAGCCUCGCUUGGGCCAGCAUCAGCUGCAUGCCUGACCCCUCUGGGAAACACAAGAAGGGGAAGAAGAAGAUGUGGGAACAAAAGAAGUCGCAGAGCCUGGAGGAACCCAUUGCUGAGGGACUCCAAAAUGGGACCAAUCCCCCCUUAUCACGAUCCAAAACCUGUGACCUGUCUUUCUCCAAAGAGGUAGAAAAGGAAUCCGGUUCCACCCAGCACAGAAACUCCAUCACCAAUCUGAUGAAGCAUUCUGUGAACUUCCACCGGGCCUUUAAAGACCUUCCUGAAGAGGAGGUGCUCCUGGACACCUUCUCAUGUGCUUGGCAGCGGGAAGUGCCCUACCAUGGCCGCCUGUACAUUUCCCAUGAUCAUGUCUGCUUCUACUGUAGCAUGCUUCGGCGCGAAGUCAAGGUCAUCAUUCCCAUAGUAACCAUUAGCAUCCUCAAGAAGGCCAACACGGCUCUGUUGGUACCCAACGCUAUCAGCAUCCGAACAGCUGAGGGUGAGAAGUUUGUGUUUGGAUCAUUGCGGUCACGAGAAACCGCUUACCAGCUCCUGCGUUCUCUUUGUAAACAUCUGCAGGAUGGCAGCCGGAAUCCUAGUCCAACCAGAACUCCCAACAACUCUGAGCAUCUCCUCAAGAUAUCUCUGACCUCAAGGCAGCUGGACCACAACCCAGCAGCAGAGGAUGAAAUGCUUCCCGAGGAGUCUGAUGGAGGGAGCGAACCACAGAAGCUCUCACGAACAUCUGCUGAGAUGCUGGCCGCCACCAGCAGAGGCAGGGAACCCCCUAAAAAGUCUCUGAAGAGCUGGUGGUCCCACCUCAGCCCCUUCAACGUGGUCAUCCUUAUCUACCUCUUCUUGGUGGUGGUCCUCCUUCUCUCCUCGGGAUACAUCGGUCUGCGCAUCGUCCAGCUGGAGGAGCAGCUGACCUCGAUGGGGGCCUGGCCAGAACUGGACCUGCAACAGCAGUACAAAGCAAGCUGAGGCAGGCUGGAUCCGGCCCCUGCUGGGGGUCUUGCAUGAAACUUUUGCCUGUUGUCUUUCCUGCUGGUUGAGGGGGGGGCUCCAUCCUCUAAAAGUUCAGUUUGUGGAAGAAACUCCACAGGUUUUGUUAGAAGCCGAAUGUUAACGUCCGGUGAAACAAGGCUACCGUUUCUUUUUGAGAUGUACUUCAGGGAUACCUUCAUAACACACCAGCUCCAAGGUCUUUUCUCCUGGAUAGCAGAGAUAAAUUUGGGCUACCUCCUCAGCUACCAAAGAUGGAAUGAGAAGAACGUGAAGAGCAGCCUGAAGACUGAAUCAGACACUGUAUUUGGCGUAUGCGUUGAUGAAUAAGGUCUCAAAUGGAUUUUUAAAAAUUAAAAACAGACUGAUGGAGAACUUUGAUUUGGACUAGGACCAAAGAAGGGGGAUGCUCAUUUUUCCACUCCCCCUGUUGUUUUCUGGCCUGAGACAGCUGUUUGCUCCUUCGGGGCAAAACUUACACAUCCUGAAAUUGGCUUUAACGUCACUUUUUUGGGGAGUACAAAAGUUUCUCGUUUUUAUAGAGAGUUACAACAUCUGAAGUUCUUCCUUAGCCCAAACAAAACCCCAACAUAAUAGUUUGGAAGUUUUCCCAAGAGCAUUCAUACACUGGCAAGUUUUUGGAAAACCCAUCCUUCCAAAUGUGGCAAUUGGAUCAGUUUUACUAAGAUACUCAUAAUGGCUAAAAGUGGAGCCUCUGUGUUCAGAGACAGUCUACCUCUGGCAACAUGUAGGGGGAGUCUGGCACCUUCAAACUUCGCUGGUGCCCUUUCCCAAGACAGCUGCCUGGCCACUCUGAUGGUUGACUCCUUGGCCUUUUGUGAUUCAGCACACAGACGUAUUAUUGCUGCAUCUGCUAUUGAGAGAUUUGGCUAAACUAGUGAAGAGGAACAGUAUUUUGAAACAGAGGGUGUGGUUUGCUCUCUUGCAGCAAGAGGUUGGGGAGUGAAUUGAAUGUGUUCAGUUGUGUUAAAUCCAACCCUAUUUGGAAGAUUAAA
Messenger RNA from Eublepharis macularius, 2123 nucleotides. Its product is annotated as GRAM domain-containing protein 2A-like. The record is from RefSeq and is a predicted model, not a curated record. Lineage: Eukaryota; Metazoa; Chordata; Lepidosauria; Squamata; Eublepharidae. The coding region runs from base 70 to 1086 and encodes 338 amino acids. The transcript is spliced from 13 exons.